This is a messenger RNA of Thalassophryne amazonica, 1407 nucleotides long. Its product is annotated as transmembrane protein 25. The record is from RefSeq and is a predicted model, not a curated record. Gene Ontology annotation, biological process: negative regulation of excitatory postsynaptic potential. The transcript is spliced from 9 exons. Lineage: Eukaryota; Metazoa; Chordata; Actinopteri; Batrachoidiformes; Batrachoididae. The coding region runs from base 169 to 1314 and encodes 381 amino acids.
GUCAGUACACGAUGCGGAUGGGAGUCAGGGAGCACUGCCUCGCAUCUCCGGCAUUAUCACCAUCCUGUCUUCUUUCUUCCUCUGCUGCCAUGGAGCUGCAUCAGGCUGACUCACAGCACCAUCUGCACAAAGGCCUGAGCAGGUAGAUCUAUACGUGUGCAGGCCAGGAUGGAAUGUGUGUGUCUGAGGUGGUAUUCAGGCUCUGCCGUCAUCUUCCUUCACACACUGGCUUUGUCGUGGACAGGUACAAUUGAGCACGGCCCCAAAAUUGACGGAAGUCACCAGGCGGCUUUGACACUGCAAGAGAACAUGACACAUAGAUUCAACUGUCAGUCAGACAGCUGGGAUCCCCGAGCACCUCCCUUACUCACCUGGUACCUGAACAGAGAGCAACAGAACGAACCAUCAUCGAACCCCAGGCGGCUGGUGAUGACAUCAAAAGAAAGGUCCAAGGUCAUCAGACCAGGGAGCAAUCACAACACUACCUUCUCUUUGCGAGCCAAGAAGUGGGACAGGGAACUGGUUUGUGUUUCGUCAAACCCUAAGACAGGAGAGAGCUAUAACGCCACCGUCACACUCAACGUCCAGUUUCAGCCAGAGAUCAUUAAGGUCAGUGCCCAUUACAGUGAAACCUCAGACCCCGGACUGUCCCUGGUUCUCUUUGCCUUGGUACGAUCCAACCCACCUGCCACCAUCACCUUUGUGGACCAGUCAGGACAGCCUGUAGCGAACACCACAGACUUCCUCAUCCUGGACUCGAGAAGCUACCCCUGGCUGACCAAUCACACGCUGAGGGUCACACUCAGCAGCCUAUCGGGGAACGUCUCGUUGAUUGCCAGCAACAGUGUCGGAACGGUGCAGAGCAACCUCACCCUGGCAGAGUUCCUGCAGUCCCGUGUGGAAGUGCCCAUGCUGGGAAUCGUGACUGGAGGUUCCAUGGCCUUCAUGGCGCUCCUCAUCCUCAGUCUCAUCGUGCUGUGCCUCAUGCAGAAAAACAAGAGCAAGUCUGUCGAUGAGCCCGUGGAGAUUCUGAUGAUGAAGAAAAGUGACUCGACCAAUGUGAAGACAGAGAAACAUGAUAAGAUCUACAUCCCCAGAGAGAACAUGUCUCUACCUUCCAACGUCCAUCUGUACGACCUCAGCACUUUGCAGAAAGCCCGUGAGGUUGCACAAAGGAACAGUUUCAGAGAGAAGAAGGAGGAAGAGGAGGAAGACCUGUCUCUUGCUUAUGCCGCCAGAGGUUUCGCCAGAUAUCCGAUGGUGGGUUACAUCUACAAGGUCAACAGCACAAGUAGCGAGGAAAUCUGGCUCUGACUGACCCCAAAGUGAUCCACAGACUCAGAUGCAUGCAAAAAACAAACAAACAAACAAAAAAGUGCAACUGUCCAUUUAGGCUCCAAAAACAAC